This is a messenger RNA of Daphnia pulicaria, 1851 nucleotides long. RefSeq lists its product as uncharacterized. Bases 1 to 1851 code for a protein of 616 amino acids. The record is from RefSeq and is a predicted model, not a curated record. The transcript is spliced from 4 exons. Lineage: Eukaryota; Metazoa; Arthropoda; Branchiopoda; Diplostraca; Daphniidae.
AUGGCAGUUUCGUUGAAGUUUCCAGACCCAUUUAAUUUUUCAGCGUCUAAUUUGGCUUUGGAGUGGGAAGAAUGGCGGACUCAAUUUGAGUGGUUCAUCACAGCUACUCGCAAAGGCGAGAAAGAUGAAAACGUUCUGGUUGGUGUUUUAUUGUCCCUGUUGGGAAGAGAGGGCCUAAAGAUCUAUGGAACUUUUGUCUUUGCUACGGCGGGUGAUGACAAAAAGAUUAAACCUGUACUUGACCGUUACUCUGAUUACUUUGCGCCCCUCAAGAGUGAAGUGUUUGACCGUUUCCGUUUUCAUAAGCGUCACCAAAAGCCCGGUGAACCUUUUGAUGCGUGGUUGGUGGAGUUGCGUAGCAUGGUGAAGUCGUGCAACUAUGGCACUGAAGCGGUGGUCAACUCUAUUCUCCGAGACCAGAUUGUGUUGGGAGAAGCUACAAGUCAAGUCAAGAACGCCGCCAACAUCGACAGCACAAACCCAGUGGGCAGCAGCACUCUGGUUCUGGCGGAUGUCCCAAUUGUGGCCGUCAGCAUGCGAAAGACCGAUCAUUAUGCCCGGUGGUGCUCUCAAGCUGAGAAUCUGCCCCAUCGCCCGAGUUCCACUGCUUCUCGUCAGAUGGCGCCAGGUGCCACCCAAGCGGAGACGGCUGUUCGUCAGAGGCCGGCUCAACGAGGAACUUAUAUGCAGCAGCGGUUGCAUGCUGUGGAAUCGGAAGGAGCCUUGCCACAGGAAGAUGUCCGUUACCUGGAUGAGGAAUAUGUCACACAUGAACUUAAAAGUUCCGAAGACGGAGAAGAGUGGCAUGAAAGUCUCUCGGUAGAUGGCAGCAGCCCAAUUCGAUUCAAGCUUGACUCUGGCGCCACUUGCAACGUACUUCCCCUGGAGGAUUUUCGCCGUGUUCAACGAGCAGUGGUAUUGAGUGCUGGCCCCCGCGUGAGGAACUAUGGCGCGAAAGGUGGUUACCUCAAAGUCAUGGGCGUGUUUGUCGGCUCCGUGACCAGUCGUGGUGCUCAACAUACGGUGAAAUUUGUGGUAGUGGAUGAACCUGGCCAGCCGCCAAUAUUGGGCCUUCCAACAUGUAUAGCAAUGAAACUUAUCAAGCGUGUCCAUGCUGUGACAGUCGAUCAACAAGUGGAGCUGCCAGUUGUCGCGAAGGAAUUUUUGGAUGUGUUUCAAGGAAUCGGAAAGCUUCCGGUUCAAUACGACAUCAAGCUGGCUACCGGUGACAAUUUUGUGGACCCAGUUGUGUGUGCGGCAGGUCGGUUGCCGUUUCUGCUUGAGGACAAAGUAUAUGCCAAACUAGCACAGAUGGUGGAUGACGGGAUCAUCGCUCCGGUGGUAGAACCAACGUCGUGGUUAAACAAGGCGAUCCAGCGGCAGCAUUUUUCGGUGCCUACGGUGGAGCAGCUUUUUGCCAAGAUUGGCAAAGCCAAGUAUUUUUGCAGUUUGGAUGCAGCGUCUGGUUUCUAUCAGAUACCGCUGACCGAGGAGGCCUCAUACCUGUGUACCAUGGCUACUCCAAAAGGACGAUUCCGAUAUCUUCGACUGCCGUUUGGCCUAAAAUCCGCGCCGGAAGUAUACCUGCAGGUGAUGUCGGAUCUCUUCGGCGAUCUUCCCGGUGUGAUCAUCUACUUUGAUGAUUUUUUAGUCACGGGUGAAACUAAAGCGGAACUGGAACUGAACCUGAGACGGGUAUUGCUGCGGUGCCGUGAGAAAAAUUUAAAGCUACAACUCAAGAAAUGUCGUUUCUUCUUGCAGCAGCUGCCGUGGCUGGGCCACGUCAUUGGCCAUGGGACUCUUCGACCCGACCCCGAAAAAGUGGAUGCCAUAGUGUCGCGUGGUCAAUGA